This is a messenger RNA of Zingiber officinale, 915 nucleotides long. Its product is annotated as zinc finger MYM-type protein 5-like. The transcript has a single exon. Bases 1 to 915 code for a protein of 304 amino acids. NCBI's taxonomy places the organism in Eukaryota, Viridiplantae, Streptophyta, Magnoliopsida, Zingiberales, Zingiberaceae. The record is from RefSeq and is a predicted model, not a curated record.
AUGGUAGAAGAAACAAUUGAUAAUCCAACGAAUGUGGAACAAGAGAAUGAAAACAACAUUCAUGUUGAAGAACUUGAUCAAUCUUUGGAUAUAGAAUUGAUUCAAACCCUCAAUGUAAAUGAAUCGAAUGAUGAAGAUGAUGUGGAUGCGGUUAAUAAUCAAUCUGAAAAUCAAGAGACUUUGUUUCCACUUAAUAUUCAUGAUCCAGAAAAUUCAGAUAAGAUUGAUCAAAAUAUUCGGGAUUUUUUAAUUGAAAGGGGUUCAAGUAGAGUUGAUGGUGUUUUAUUUCCUAAGGACAAUAAUGGUAGACAUUUUGAUGCAUCACAUUACAAGAGAUUACAACCUAAUGGCGAAAAAAAAGAUAGAAAGUGGCUUGUGUAUUCAAUUUCUUCCGACAAAGUAUUUUGCUUCUGUUGCAAAUUAUUCAAAACUCAAAGUACCAUGUACAAAAUUGGUCAAUUGGCUAAUGAAGGGUACAAAGAUUGGCAUAACUUGAGUCGUAGUCUGAAAAAUCAUGAAGCAAGUAAGGAACAUAUUGAUUGUAUGAUUAAUUGGAUUGAAUUGGAGAAAAGGUUGGAAAAAAAUAAGACAAUUGAUGAUAGCAUACAAGUAGAAAUCAACAAAGAGAAGGAGCAUUGGAGACAACUAUUAAAGAGGAUAAUUGCUAUUGUGCAUAGAUUGGCAAAAAACAACUUGGCAUUUCGAGGAGAUUAUGAGAAAAUUUAUGCUGAAAACAAUGGCAACUUUUUGCAAAUGAUUGAAAUGAUAGCAGAGUUUGAUCCAAUAAUGAAAGAACACAUUCGUCGGAUACAAUCAAGGGAAACUCAUUAUACAUAUCUUGGUCCUAAAAUCCAAAAUGAGUUGAUACAGAUGCUAGCACAUGAAGUGAAAAAAUCAAUCAUUGCAAAAGUUUAA